AUGGCCUGUUCUUCGUCCACAAUAGGAGUCUCAUCCGUAUACCAUUCUAACCCAUCCCUCGACCAACAUUCGAGGAAAUACAUCUCAAUUCUACCCUUAUCCCGCCAUUUCAGAGCAUUUUCUUCCUCCGCCGCCGCUGCGCAUUGUCGCAGCAGCAAGUCGAGCUCUUCGAAUUCAUUUGUUCCCUCAGCUGUGGUGACUCCUAAUUCUUCGGUUCUGAGCGAGAAAGCAUUCAAGGGACUCGGGGAGUUUGGAAAAAACAUACUCGAUGUUAGUGAGAGUGAAUAUGAAGAUUCUGAAGGUGAGGUCGGUGAGAGUGAAGCUGGCGUAGAUAAGGACGAACUCGAUAUUGCGAGACUUGGUUUGCCUCAACGGCUCGUGGAGUCGCUUCAGAAACGCGGGAUUAAUCAACUUUUCCCUAUUCAAAGAGCUGUGUUAGUGCCAGCAUUGGAAGGUCGUGAUAUAAUUGCUCGCGCAAAGACUGGGACUGGAAAAACAUUGGCAUUUGGCAUUCCAAUAAUUAAAGGACUCAGCAAAAGUGAACAAGAAAGAGGUUCUUUGAGGAGAGGAAGACUUCCCAAAGCGUUGGUCCUCGCACCUACCAGGGAGUUGGCUAAGCAAGUGGAGAAGGAAUUUCAAGAGUCUGCACCAUAUUUGAACACUGUUUGCAUCUAUGGAGGAGUUUCAUAUGUAACGCAGGAGAACACGCUUUCCCGUGGAGUUGAUAUUGUGGUUGGAACUCCUGGUAGAAUUAUUGACCUGAUCAACAAUAACAACCUGAAAUUAGGGGAAGUUCAAUUCUUGGUCCUUGAUGAAGCAGAUCAAAUGCUUGCUGUUGGAUUUGAAGAAGAUGUGGAGGUCAUUCUGCAAAAGCUUCCAUCUGAGAGGCAAAGCAUGCUUUUUUCAGCUACUAUGCCUGGCUGGGUGAAGAAACUAGCCAGGAAGUAUUUGGACAAUCCUAUGACCAUAGAUUUGGUUGGUGACCGAGAAGAAAAGUUGGCAGAAGGGAUUAAGUUGUAUGCCAUAUCAACCACUGCAACAUCUAAGCAGACUAUCCUCAGUGAUCUUGUGAUGGUUUAUGCAAAGGGUGGAAAGGCCAUUGUUUUCACACGUACUAAACGAGACGCAGAUGAGGUUUCAAUGACAUUAACAAAUUGCAUUGCUUCAGAGGCACUCCAUGGUGACAUAUCUCAACAUCAGAGGGAAAGAACUCUAAACGGUUUUAGGCAAGGAAAAUUCACAGUCCUUGUUGCCACUGAUGUUGCUGCUCGAGGGCUUGAUAUCCCCAAUGUUGAUCUAAUUAUCCACUACGAGCUCCCGAAUGACCCAGAAACAUUUGUGCAUCGUUCUGGUCGGACAGGACGUGCAGGAAAAGAAGGGACGGCUGUUUUGAUGUUUACAAGCAGCCAAAGGCGGACCAUCAAAUCUCUUGAGCGCGAUGUCGGGUGCAAGUUUGAAUUUAUUAGCCCACCAUCUGUUCAAGAGGUUUUGGAAUCAUCAGCUGAGCAAGUUGUGGCUACCCUCAGUGGGGUUCAUCCCAAGUCUGUGGAGUACUUCACCCCAACUGCACGAAAAUUGAUGGAACAAGAAGGAGUAAAUGCUCUUGCUGCUGCUUUAGCAACUUUGAGUGGUUUUUCCCAGCCCCCAUCAUGUCGUUCUCUUAUUAGUCAUGAACAGGGAUUAGUUACGUUACAAUUGACCCGUGAAACUGGUUAUUCUCGAGGAUUCCUAUCUGCUAGAUCUGUCACCGGUUUUCUCUCUGAUGUUUAUUCUGCUGCUGCUGAUGAAGUAGGGAAAAUACACAUUAUUGCAGAUGAUAAGCUCCAAGGAGCAGUUUUUGAUCUUCCAGAAGAGAUUGCAAAAGAGUUGCUGAAUAGGGAGCUACCACCUGGGAACACCAUUACUAAAAUAACCAAGUUGCCUGCUUUGCAAGACGACGGACCUCCAAGCGAUUACUAUGGCCGGUUUUCAAACAGUGAUAGAAGCUCACGAAGAGAUCCAAAAGACCGGAGGGGUGAUAGAUUUUCUCGGGAUAGGUUGGAUAGUGAUGAUGGCGAAAACUUCAGGCGAGGUAGUCGUGGCAGAAGUAGUGAAAGCAGUUGGUCUAGAAACUCUAGAAGCAGUAGCAGUGACUGGCUAAUUGGCGAUAGGCGAUCAGGGCGGUCCCCUUCCUUUAAAAGUAGCGACAGAAAUUUUGGGGGUGCGUGUUUCAACUGUGGACGGACUGGCCACAGGGCAUCGGAAUGCCCUAGCAAGAAAGGCUUUUAUUUGAUAUCAGAUUUGGAUAGGCCCUUCGUCCAUCUUCUCUCUAUCUCGACAGAGAUAAUGGCGGAAUUGAGCCUGGGUAUUCUCAUAGAUAUAGUGGAUGAAGAAUGGGCGAGAGACACUCUGCCUGAUGAUGAUCUUCCAUUACCGCCUGUACUGGCUUCUAGGACGGAUGACACUGAAGACUCGAAUCUGGAGACCCAACCAGUUGAGGUGGACACUUGGCAUGAUCUUGCACUGGGUAACCAGUGA
Messenger RNA from Fraxinus pennsylvanica, 2517 nucleotides. Lineage: Eukaryota; Viridiplantae; Streptophyta; Magnoliopsida; Lamiales; Oleaceae. The record is from the annotation of a GenBank genome assembly.